UUUCAGUUCUGAAACCACUGAUCACCACCUGAAGCUAUCGUCUCCUCCAGAAGGCACUGUUCAUGUCUACGCAAGUCAUAACAGAAAUAAUGAGCCAGGCCAGGGCAAAGGCUCAGCCGUAGCUCUGCAGCUUGACACUGGAAGUGCUGUGGUAUGUGGCUGCAAAGGGAAGAACAACCACAGACUGGAUGUCCAUAGUCAUCAAUCUGAUCAUCAUACAGGAGCAAACACAGAGCCAAAAACAUUUGAAGGAUACUCCAUGUACACCUCUCCUGCUAGAUUAUCACCAAAGUGUGUCAAACCAAAACCCAGGCCUGCAACAGGGGCGUCAAAUAGGUUUGGCAACAAACCAGUUGGGCACAAAGAUGGAAAACGAAUCUCUAGGAAGGAAAAACUCAUCACAGAAAUUAACAAUAACAUGGCUACUGAACACAAGCCAACACCUGUUUAUGAAUCAAAGACAACAGCCGGCUACAACUACGGACUACCGCUGAGUUCCCCUCCUGCUCCAAACAAAAAGCAACCAGAAGGGCAGCGGAUCACUGUGUGUGUGAGGAAAAGACCUCUGACAUGCACUGAGUGCCGGAGAGGAGAGGCAGAUGUUGUAACAACUCCAAGUGGAGAGAGUGUGAUUGUACAUGAAGGCAAAGAGGCUGUGGAUCUCACACAGUACAUACUACAGCACAAGUUCUACUUCGAUCAGGUUUUUGGGGAAGAGAGCUCCAACGAGGAGGUGUAUCUAAGAACGGCAUAUCCUCUGGUGCAACACAUGCUCAAUGGAGGCAAGGCCACCUGCUUUGCAUAUGGCCAGACAGGUGCAGGGAAGACUCACACAAUGCUGGGUUCACCCUCUGGGAGACCAGGGUUGUAUUCACUGGCAGUCCGGGACAUUUUUGCUCUCCUCUCCACCACACACACGCACCCACCCUUGAUGGUGUAUGUCAGUUUCUUUGAAAUCUACUGUGGUCAGCUGUAUGACCUGUUGGACCACAGAAAAAGGUUGUUUGCCAGGGAAGAUGGACAGAAGGUGGUUCACAUUGUUGGGCUGCGUGAUGUCAGAGUGGACUCAGUUAGCUCACUGCUGGAGGUGAUUUCACAGGGUACAGAAGAGCGAACACAAGGGGUGAGUGGAGUGAAUCCGCUCUCCUCUCGUUCCCAUGCCUUGCUUCAGAUUCAGCUAAGAGGUCCGAACCAGCAGAUUGCUGGCAGAAUGUGGUUUGUGGACCUGGCAGGAAGUGAGAGGGCAUCAGAUACCAAAGAACCAGAUAGGCAGAGUCGUAUGGAGGGAGCUGAGAUUAACCAGAGUCUGUUGGCUCUUAAAGAAUGUAUCCGGUCCCUUGAUCAAGAGCAGUCGCACACACCUUUCAGACAAAGCAAACUUACUCAGGUUUUGAAAGACUCAUUUGUUGGUGACUCAAUGACAUGCAUGAUUGCCAACAUUUCACCUGGUCACUUAGCAACUGAACAUACGCUGAAUACACUGAGAUACGCCGACCGGGUGAAGGAGUUAAAGGGACAGGGAGGACUCAGAGGAGGAAGAAGGGGCAAAACAACCGCCUCCCCCAAACGUAACCUGUCCAACAGCAGCAGCAGCAGCAGCAGCAGCAGUGGAGGCAACAGUCUGGGCACCCGAGGGAAAAGCCCCCCUAAAAAGCCAAAGUUAGGGAGACAAAGAGAGGAUUUUGGCCCCACCACACCUACCAUGAGAUUGGCCACGGGGGGCACAAUUCUCUGCUCCACACCUAAAAACAUUAGAUGGGAAGAGGAAACAAGUGCAAGCGCAAUGAAGGAGAUUGGACUUGAACACAUUACACCAGUCAGAAGUUUGCUGGGGACAGGUGAAAAGAGGGAGAAAGCAGAUGGGAGGGAAGGUCGAAGAAGAGAAAGGUAUGGAAUAACUGACAGGGUUGGUCACUCAGUUGGUGACCAAAAUGUUUCGGCUGGGCUGGUCUUGGGACAAGCAGAUGAGCAGCUUCACUUGUGGGAGGUACAGAGGGAAUCUGGAUUCGACCACAGAGAGAAAGAGAAUCAGCAAAGCCCUUUAAAAGGGGGAGGAAACAAGGAAAGACGACCGAUAGAACAGAGAAGACAAGUGGAAAGCAGUAGGAACACAUGGACUGAAGUAAGAGAAAAAGAUUUACCAAAGGCUAAUGAGAAAGAUAAGGAGAGGGAGAGGCAUCUGAGAUGGUAUCACCAGCAGCUGCAGCAGUCCAUGCCCUCACCAGAUUCUUCAUCUGUUAAUCUCUUCUCACCCUCUACAUGUCUGUCUUUUUCUUCCUCUAAUCAGGCCUCUCUCUCUUCCUCUGUCUCUCCAUCUUCAAGUUCUCCUUUCCAACACUCCUCUAACCUCUCAGUUUCUGCACUUACGUCUCAUGGUUUGACAGAGGUUUUAGAUGCAUACAGAGCCAGGGUUGAGGUUAGGGCUGAGGGUAACAGAGGACAGUUGUCUGUGUUCCCCAGUGGAGAGAUUGGCUUACAAAAUGAACCCUCUCCGAGCUGCAGUAAAAAUAAGGAUGAGCUGGGUCAUGGUGAGUCAGGCAGUGUUGGUGACCUUUGGAGGGAGGGAACAGAUGAAAGAAUCAGACAAAACAGAGAUAGAAAUGAGAAGAGCAGGUCACUAAAGGUAACAGUGGAAGAAGAGUUAAGGAGGAAGGAGUGGAGACCAGCUGGAAUGGGAGGAGGAGGAGAAGAGAGGAGGUGUGCUUGGGUGGCAACAAUCCAGACAAAGGGGGCAGAUAGGAUGACAGGUGCAAUACCAGCUGAUGCAGAGGCAUUAAUGUCCAACAACUGUGACUCAGAGGAGAGGAGAGAAGAGAGCGAGGAAGAACUACAUGCCUCAGAUGCCCCAGUUGAUGGAGUGUGGAGUAAUGAGGAGCGAGAAGGAGCUGAUGGCUACAGCUUACUGUCAACCCACAGCGACAGCCUCUUUAACCACCCUCCUGCUGAGUCAUCCCAUCGACGUGCUCCAGCAGAACGACCCCUCUCCCCAGCCUGUGAACAUACCAGCAUGCCCCUUACCCCUAAUAAACCCAGUAAUCUCUCCCUUAAAUUAAAAGAUACCAGAUGCACCUCAAACAUCCUGCAUCUGCCGUUGCAAAAUGCUCAACAGGGAGUGCCAUCAAGCAGCUGCAUAGAGAAGCAAGCAUGGUUUGUUGCUCAUGCCAAUAGGUCAUGCACACUACCUCUCUCUACUCCCAUUACAAAGUAUGGAUGUAAAUUACCUGCUGAGCCCCCUAACACAUUAUCUGAAAGCCCAGCUUUCACUCAGGUACACAGCCAUCGAGAGGUCGAAGCCGAAAUAUCUGUUUUACCUCAAGAAGAAACUGCAGAUUCUCUUAGUUGCGUCAUGGACCCUCUCAGUGUCUCCUUGCUUCAGGUGACCCAACAGGUUGCAACAGCCUCUUUCCUCCAAGGGGAACAGAGCAACUCCUCAUUCUGUCCACUUGUAAGAGGAGGAGAUAACAGAAGGAAAGUGGAAAAAGAGCAUCUCACAUGUGCAGAGAUGGCGGGAAAAGUUGUAGUGGACAAGGAUGAAGAAUUGCGGCUGUCAUUUUUGGAGCUGCCACAAGCGAAGACCCAGCACCCUCCUGCCUCUAACAUCAUGACAGCUACAGAUCACACUGAGCGAGGAAAAGACAUGUGUUGUGCCACAUAUGAUCACUGUGAAAUAGAAUCAAACCAUGAAGAGAGCACCAGCAAUCAGCAAAUCAGACCCAAGAUCCAUCUGUCUACACUGGAAGACAUGGAUCGCAACCAAUGGCGUGUUGUCCAGGCCCACUGGGAGCAGCUGGAAGAGAUGGAAGCUUUAUGUCGUAAAGAGGGGACGCUUCUGUGCCAGCAACCUAAUAUGACAUUUGAGGAGUAUGUCCACAAACUGGAGGAUAUCAUGGAGAGAAAGGCUCGGUGUGUCCACAGCAUGCUAGCUCAGCUACAGCCAUAUCUCAAGCCCAGUCUUUCUAAACAACCACACAACCAAGGGAAAGAUAAUCAUGAUCCAAUUACUUGAAUUAGCUGCACUAAGCAGGAGUGUUUGCUAAGUGCAGCCGAUACACUGAAGAAAUUACAUAGAAAGCUGUGUUGUUCAUGAGUGCACAAUAUAUUUUUCACCGACAGCACUAACUAUAGUAUGAGUCAGUA
Molecule: messenger RNA, 4137 nt
Organism: Epinephelus lanceolatus (giant grouper)
Lineage: Eukaryota; Metazoa; Chordata; Actinopteri; Perciformes; Serranidae
Product: kinesin-like protein KIF24
Biological process (GO): microtubule-based movement; microtubule depolymerization
Cellular component (GO): microtubule
Molecular function (GO): microtubule motor activity; ATP binding; microtubule binding
Source: RefSeq, a predicted model, not a curated record